Molecule: messenger RNA, 2632 nt
Organism: Cotesia glomerata
Lineage: Eukaryota; Metazoa; Arthropoda; Insecta; Hymenoptera; Braconidae
Product: chromosome partition protein Smc-like
Exons: 4
Coding region: 110-2632 (840 amino acids)
Source: RefSeq, a predicted model, not a curated record
UAAUUUUUACGCGAAUGAUGUUCAAUUAUAUUUGAUCGCAGAGUAUAAAGAACGAUAUAUUGUUAUUAAAAAUCUUUACAUUCAGAAAAUAUUUUAAGGAUCAGUCACUAUGAAUCAUUUCGCAUUUUGUCUUAUAUUUUUCCUCAUCUGCAGUUCUCAGGACUGUUGGGGGAACAGUACAGACAGACUUAAAGAGCAAAAACAUCAGAGCAUUAAUGAAUCCUUGGAAUCUGCAAAAUCAGAGUUAAAGAUUAAAACAGAUGAGUAUUUAGGAAUACUUGAAGAAGCAUUUACGGGAGGAAUUAAAUUCAUUAUGAACACAACUAUCGACUCAAUAAAAAAAGUAAAUUCAACAUCUGAAGAAUUAAAAUCGUCUGUUAAUGAAUUGAUAAUUAAGAACAUAACUGAAAAAUUUGGAUUAUUCGAAGAAAGUACUUUAGGAGCUGUUGGAAUUAUUUUAAACACAACCGACGAAUCAGUGAAAAAACUCAACUCUACAUCUCAAAAAUUACAAUCGUCUUUCGAUGCAGAGUUGAAGAACAAAACAACGGAAUAUGUGGAUUCACUCGAAAAAGCACUAUUAGGAAGCAUCAAAUUCAUUACAGACACAAACAAAACGCUAGAGUCAUCUUUCGACAAAGCCAAAGAGUGGGUGGAGAUCUUGGAAAACAAAACUACUGCUGGAGAACAAUUAGUUUCUCGUACGCUUGAAAAUGCAAAUAAGGAGCUUGAGAAGAAUGUUAAUAAGACAUUUGAAGAUACUCAGAAGAUUCUACAAUCAGCUGGUACUAAUGUUUUGUCGUCAGUUCAAUUGAUGAAUAAUGCGAGCAUUGCUGCGAAAGACAGAACGGAGAAAGAAUUAAAAUCCCAAUCUGAGUCUGUUAUUGCUGAGUUUUACCAAAAGACGAACGAUUCAUUGAAAACAGUGGAGUCUGUUAUCGAGCAGAUGAACAAGAGCGUUGUGUUGUAUCUGGAAGACUAUAAGAUUAUGAGAGAGAACAGUUUAAGGGAGACAGAGUACGAAGAAGAAAUUGCUAUACAGAAAUUAUUGAAUUCUGAAAAAAGUAAAUUGGUUAAAGAAUUAUACUGUGAGAAAGAUAUAAUCAAAAAACAGUUGGAAGAAGAGCUUCAGGAAAAAAUAAGAGAUCUAGAAAUGCGUAAUGAUCUGCUAAAAAGAGAAUUGGAAAAGAAAAAGCUGGAAGUUGAGGAAAAAUGGAAUGAAGUAACUGAUGAACGCAACUUCAAAGAACAAAUUAGAAAAAUGAAAGAAGAGUUUAUUGCUGAUAUGAAAUCGGCGUUUUCGCAAAACAAAACGGAAUUUCUGAAGGAAAUCAAAGAAGCUGUUACUGCUGAAACAGCAGUGCAAAUGAAGAGUGUAAAAACAAGCCUCGAAGAAGAGAAGAAUAGAGUAAAAGGAGAGUUAAUAGCUGAAAUUGAAUCAGACCUUGAACGCAAAGCAGAAUAUUUAGGGAAAAUCAGAGGUGAUGCUAUUAAUGAAAUAUCAAAACAAGGACAGAGUACGAAAACAAUACUUGAAGAAGAAAAAGAAGAAUCAACGUUAUCAUUAGAAGAAGAUAUAAAGGUAUAUGAUGAACAAAUAAAAAAACUGAAAAUAGAAAUUAACGAUAAACUAAAAGAAUUAAUGACAUCAGUAACAAAAAGAAAAAACAACAACGACAAAAAUAAAACAGCUACCGUCUCACGAUUUCCAGUCAUUAACAAAGAUAAAUUUUAUAUCGUAAUAACUUCUCCAAAUAUCAACGAAAAUAAAACAGAUAUCAUCUCAUCCUCUCCAAAAAUUACCGAAAAUACAACGAAUAUUGUAACACCUUCCCUACUUAUCAAAGAAAAAGAAGUAAAUAUCGUCCCAUUCUUUCCAAUAAUCAAGAAAAAUAAAACGGAUGUCGUAACGUCGUCUCCAGUUGUCGAAAAAAAUGGAACAGAUAUCGUAACAGCACCUCCAGUUAUCAACAAAAAUGAAGCAGAUAUCCUCCCAUCUUCUCCAGUAAUCAAGAAAAAUGAAACAAAUAUCGUAACAGCUUCUCCAGUUAUCAACAAAAAUGAAACAAAUAUCGUAACAGCACCUCCAGUUAUCAACAAAAAUGAAGCAGAUAUCCUCCCAUCCUCUCCAGAAAUCACCAAAAAUGAAGCAGACAAAAUAUCUUCUCCAGUAAUCAAGAAAAAUGAAACAAAUAUCGUAACAGCACCUCCAGUUAUCAACAAAAAUGAAGCAGAUAUCCUCCCAUCCUCUCCAGAAAUCACCAAAAAUGAAGCAGACAAAAUAUCUUCUCCAGUAAUCAAGAAAAAUGAAACAAAUAUCGUAACAGCACCUCCAGUUAUCAACAAAAAUGAAGCAGAUAUCCUCCCAUCCUCUCCAGAAAUCACCAAAAAUGAAGCAGACAAAAUAUCUUCUCCAGUAAUCAAGAAAAAUGAAACAAAUAUCGUAACAGCAUCUCCAGUUAUCAACAAAAAUGAAAGCGUUAUUGUACCACUUCCAAUUUCCAACAAACACGACACUGAUUCUGACCAUGCUCCAACUAAUCUAACUCCACAAAUUAUCGAAACUUCUACAGAAAUAAAUGUAAUUGAUAGAAUUCACAGCUUGUUCGCUAAAUUUCAUUCAAAGAAUUAG